Molecule: messenger RNA, 818 nt
Organism: Coccidioides posadasii C735 delta SOWgp
Lineage: Eukaryota; Fungi; Ascomycota; Eurotiomycetes; Onygenales; Onygenaceae
Product: 60S ribosomal protein eL39
Biological process (GO): translation
Cellular component (GO): ribosome; cytosolic large ribosomal subunit
Molecular function (GO): structural constituent of ribosome
Source: RefSeq, a predicted model, not a curated record
AACAUCGCAAACUCAAGGUCGACGAGCUAUUGCGAAUCGAAUCAGUCAAGAUGCCGAGCCAAAAGUCAUUCCGCACCAAGCAAAAGCUUGCCAAAGCGCAGAAGCAGAACCGUCCCAUCCCUCAGUGGAUUCGGUUGAGAACCGGCAAUACCAUUAGAUACAACGCCAAGAGAAGACACUGGCGCAAGACCCGUCUCGGUAUCUAAACGAUCAAUCUCCCUCAAAAAGCGCCCGAAGGAACAUCUCGAACAGCGUCAAAUCGAUACAGCCACACGCUCGUCCUUGUCGGAAAGUCACCUCUUCCCUUGUCUAUCGCCCCAGUUGUUCGUUUCCAGAGCCAUGUUCCUCGCCCUUUUCCCCCUCUUCUCUCUGUCUGUAGCGACUGUAUUCUGAGAGCGUGCCAAUGAGUUUAGUCGAUGAGAACCAGAUAUGAAGACGGGACUUGAAUGGUGGGACGGUCCAGGACAGUUUGACUUGAUUGUUUGGGACAAAUGUUGGCAAGGACUGCGUUCUGUGUAGGAAACAGAAUUCAAUAAUUCAUGAACAUCUUCUCAUGCCUUGAUGAAAUAGGAUUAUUCUGCUUUGAAAUUAUAUGGCACAUUUCAUCAGUUGGUUCCCAAUGCAUGGUUCCCAGUGCAUCUCUUCACCAUUUUCCAAUCGAAAGUAAGGGAUUAUUAUCUACAUUUGGGUGCACAGGUGCAACCUGUCAUCAAUGAAGGUUAUUGUGGCUGUAUGAUAUAUCUUGCUCAGAGUUAUUCAACAUCCUACAGGAUCUUGCAAGAUUGCGUUUCAUUCUUACAAGAAUCAACUCCUUCCAU